UAAAGAACUGUGAAUGGAUAAGCCAUGCAAGGUCCCGAAGACACCUUGUGCCAUUUUCGAAUAUAUUUUCUUCCCAAGAAGUUGAGGUUUAGACUUCUCUGAGAGGUUACAGAACAAAAAGCUUCUGCAAAAUUCCACUCCAUUCCUUCCUAACGACCUUCAUUCACUCUCUCACUGCAACUACGCAUCACAAUCCUCUCUCUACAAAUGCUAGCACAUCCUUCUCUUUCUCAUUCAUCGUUUCUCGCCACUCAUAAACUCCAAUCCCCUUCUUUACUAUGUCCCAAACAAUGCAAUUCCUCUUCUCCUUGCUGGUUUCUUCCCCUUUCCCCUCAACCCCACCAAAUUUCUGGGACCCAUAGGUCCGGCAUAUGUGCUGCCACCACCGCCGGUGGUGGUGGGGAUCUUGAGGUCGAUACCUUCACGGCCAAGUCCGGUUAUCUCUUCGAGCUCAGUGACUCUGAGGCCGACUCUCUGGCUGAAUACAACAUAUCUAAGAUCGCUGCCAUUUAUAGAAGAAAGCCUUUGAUUGUUUUUCGCCGGUUGUUUCAGAUAGGAACUGCUUUUGGCAAGUGGUUUGGCCUCCGUUUCAUUGACAGUCUGAAGGAGCGGUCUGAUGAAAUGUUUGAGGUUAGAGCUGCAGAACUCAGGAAGAUAUUGGUGGAACUUGGACCGGCAUAUAUUAAAAUUGCCCAGGCUGUAUCAACUCGUCCAGAUUUGAUACCACCGUCGUAUUUGGAUGAACUUUCAUUGUUGCAAGAUCGAAUAAGCCCAUUUUCUACAGAAGUUGCUUUCAGUAUGAUAGAACAAGAACUUGGUUUACCUAUUGAUGAACUUUUUUCAGAGAUUUCACCUAUGCCUGUAGCUGCAGCAUCCCUGGGGCAGGUUUAUCAAGCCAGGCUUCGCCAAAGGGGACAGGUUGUUGCUGUUAAAGUCCAAAGACCAGGAGUCCAAGCUGCAAUUUCCCUUGACAUGUUAAUAUUACGUGCCUUGGCAGGCUUUAUUAGGAGAGCUGGCAAAUUUAAUACUGAUCUUCAGGCUGUUGUUGAUGAGUGGGCAUCAAGUCUUUUUCGGGAGAUGGACUAUAAGAAUGAAGCUAGCAAUGGUCUCAAGUUUAGGAAGUUAUAUGGCUCUAUACAAGAUGUAGUGGUUCCCUUAAUGUAUAUGGAGUAUACAACUCGCAAGGUCUUAGUCAUGGAAUGGAUUGAGGGGCGGAAAUUAUCAGAAGUGAAGGAUCUCUACUUGAUUGAGGUCGGAGUUUACUGCUCAUUCAAUCAACUUCUUGAGUAUGGAUUCUAUCAUGCAGAUCCACACCCUGGCAAUCUUCUCCGUACAUAUGAUGGAAAACUAGCUUAUUUAGAUUUUGGUAUGACUGGUGAAUUUAAGCAAGAACUGCGUGAGGGUUUCAUUGAAGCUUGUCUCCAUCUUGUAAAUCGUGAUUUUGAUGCAUUGGCUAAGGACUUUGUCACUCUUGGGCUUCUACCCCCAACUUCUGAGAGAGAAGCUGUUACGAAGGCCUUGACAGGUGUCUUCCAAAAUGCUGUUGCCAAAGGAGUUCGCAAUAUUAGCUUUGGAGAUCUUUUAGGAAACUUAGGAACCACAAUGUAUAAAUUCAAAUUCAGGAUACCUUCAUACUUCUCACUUGUUAUCCGAAGCCUUGCUGUACUCGAAGGCAUUGCUGUUAGCUUUAAUCCUGAGUACAAAGUUCUGGGUAGUACUUACCCUUUUAUUGCUAAAAAAGUACUUACUGACAGCUCUCCUCAGCUUCAAUCUUCCUUGCAGACUCUUCUUUACAAGGAUGGCAUGUUCAGAAUAGAUCGUCUAGAGUCUUUGGUAACAGAGUCUCUCCGUGCCAAAACAGAAAGGGGCAAAAGUGACAACAGUGAUUCAAGGAUGAUUAUAAAGGAAGUCCUUUCUUUUACACUAACUGAAAAGGGUGCAUUUGUGAGGGAAAUCAUUCUUCAGGAAUUUGCUAAGGGUUUAGAUGCACUUGGGCUAGCAACCUUGGAUUCUAUAACUACAAGAGUUGCUGCAAAUAUACCGUUCAGUGCUCUCUUUACAUACCCUUUAAUGACUGACGAAGACAUGAACAACCUCAGAACCUUCCAACGCCUAGUGCUAUUGAUUUUGGGAAGUGGUAGAGGUGAAGACACUAAUACGGGUGGCAAACAGGUCCAGGUUAGUCCGUACAAGAACCAGCAGGAGCAAGUAUCGCUAGUAUUAAGUCGACUUGAAUCAGUUCAAGAGAUUCUUCCUGUUCUUUCUAUCAUACCAGAGCUUCCAACAGAAUCUCAGCGACAGUUGCUUCAGUUGCCAGCUGACCUGGCUCAACGGCUGUUAUCCCGUGCUGCAGCAAGAACAAUAAGAAGAGUUCUGUUAUGACUGGUUUUAAAUUCACGUCAGAUAAAGGAUUUAUGGAGCAUCUGAACUUGUCUGUCUCCAUGGUUUCGUGAAGUCAACAGAGAGGUUAGGAAAAGUAAGUAGGACUUGUGACUGAAUAUGGACGGUGAGUGCUAUAAAGAACAUUGUCAAGUCAGCUGAAGAUUUUCUGCUUCAAGGCUUACAAGAUGUCUAAUGCCUCAGCUUUUCAUGUCAAGAUUUCAAGGCUAAAGAUUUUGAUGCAUAAAUAGCGAAUUCACUUUAUAUACAUGUAAAUUCCAUUGGGUAUUGAAUUUUUAUUCAUUGAUAACCUGUAUUGGCCUUGUCAACAGCAUGUAUCCUGAGAAUUAGAAAUGAAGCAAACUGUGUUUUAAUUUA
Prosopis cineraria is the source of this 2757-nucleotide messenger RNA. RefSeq lists its product as uncharacterized. The transcript has 21 exons. Gene Ontology annotation, biological process: protein phosphorylation. The record is from RefSeq and is a predicted model, not a curated record. Gene Ontology annotation, molecular function: ATP binding; protein kinase activity. Bases 208 to 2382 code for a protein of 724 amino acids. Lineage: Eukaryota; Viridiplantae; Streptophyta; Magnoliopsida; Fabales; Fabaceae.